GCCACGCCGCGGCGGGAGAGCGAGCAGCCGGGCGGCGGCGUCCUGGAGACCCCCGAGAGAUGGAAGCGGCGCCGGCGGCGGCCGAGGCGGCGGCGCGCGAGGAGCUAGAUAUGGAUGUAAUGAGACCAUUGAUAAAUGAGCAGAAUUUUGAUGGGACAUCAGAUGAAGAACAUGAGCAAGAGCUCCUACCUGUUCAGAAGCAUUACCGACUUGAUGAUCAAGAGGGUAUUUCAUUUGUACAAACUCUUAUGCAUCUUCUUAAAGGAAAUAUUGGAACUGGCCUUUUAGGACUUCCACUGGCAAUAAAAAAUGCAGGCAUAGUGCUUGGACCGAUUAGCCUUGUGUUUAUAGGAAUUAUUUCUGUUCACUGUAUGCACAUAUUGGUACGUUGCAGUCACUUUCUGUGUCAGAGGUUUAAAAAGUCAACAUUAGGUUAUAGUGACACUGUGAGUUUUGCUAUGGAAGUAAGUCCUUGGAGUUGUCUUCAGAAGCAAGCAGCCUGGGGACGGAGUGUGGUUGACUUUUUUCUGGUGAUAACACAGUUGGGAUUCUGUAGUGUUUAUAUUGUCUUCUUAGCUGAAAAUGUGAAACAAGUUCAUGAAGGAUUCCUGGAGAGUAAUGUGUUUGUUUCAAAUAGUACCAAUUCAUCAAAUCCAUGUGACAGAAGAAGUGUUGACCUAAGAAUAUACAUGCUUUGCUUUCUCCCAUUUAUAAUUCUUUUGGUCUUCAUUCGUGAGCUAAAGAAUCUGUUUGUACUUUCAUUCCUUGCCAACGUUUCCAUGGCUGUCAGUCUUGUAAUAAUUUACCAAUACGUUGUUAGGAAUAUGCCAGAUCCCCACAACCUUCCAAUAGUUGCUGGUUGGAAGAAAUACCCACUUUUUUUUGGUACUGCUGUAUUUGCUUUUGAAGGCAUAGGAGUGGUCCUUCCACUGGAAAACCAAAUGAAAGAAUCAAAACGCUUUCCCCAAGCAUUAAAUAUUGGCAUGGGAAUUGUUACAACCUUGUAUGUAACAUUAGCUACUUUAGGAUAUAUGUGUUUCCGUGAUGAAAUCAAAGGCAGCAUUACUUUAAAUCUUCCCCAAGAUGUAUGGUUAUAUCAAUCAGUGAAAAUUCUGUAUUCCUUUGGCAUUUUUGUGACAUAUUCAAUUCAGUUCUAUGUUCCAGCAGAGAUCAUGAUCCCUGGGAUCACAUCAAAAUUUCAUGCUAAAUGGAAGCAAAUCUGUGAUUUUGGGAUAAGGUCCUUCUUGGUUAGUAUUACUUGUGCUGGAGCAAUUCUUAUUCCUCGUUUAGACAUUGUAAUUUCCUUGGUUGGAGCCGUGAGUAGCAGCACAUUGGCCCUGAUCCUACCACCUUUGGUUGAAAUUCUCACAUUUUCUAAGGAGCAUUACAAUAUAUGGAUGAUCCUGAAAAAUAUUUCUAUAGCAUUUACUGGAAUUGUUGGUUUCUUAUUAGGUACAUAUGUAACUGUUGAAGAAAUUAUUUAUCCUACCCCCACAGUUAUAGCUGGCACUCCACAAAUUUCCUCUCUAAAUCUGAAUUCAACAUGCUUAACAUCUGGUUUGAAAUAGUAG
This is a messenger RNA of Cynocephalus volans (Philippine flying lemur), 1571 nucleotides long. RefSeq names its product solute carrier family 36 member 4 (gene SLC36A4). Gene Ontology annotation, biological process: L-alanine transport; amino acid transmembrane transport. The coding region runs from base 60 to 1568 and encodes 502 amino acids. The transcript is spliced from 11 exons. The record is from RefSeq and is a predicted model, not a curated record. Lineage: Eukaryota; Metazoa; Chordata; Mammalia; Dermoptera; Cynocephalidae. Gene Ontology annotation, molecular function: L-alanine transmembrane transporter activity; L-proline transmembrane transporter activity.